AUGGCCUUCAUCCAAGACCCGCGCCUGCGCCAGACCUGGAACCAAUUCUCGCACACCACCGAGGCCGUGACCUCGGACGCCGCGGCCGGCAUCUGGACCUUUGGCCACCGCUACAUCAACCCCUGCCUGGCGUCGCUGGCGGGGGCCGUCGACUCGUGCACCGCCGUCUGCCUGGGCGACCGCGACGAGCGGGCGCGCAGGGCGAGGGAACGGGAUAGGGGGGCGAGGGGGUCGCGGAGGAGCGUCGGUGGCGGGGUGGCGCCGGAGUAUAGUUUUGAUUUUUAUGAUGAUUGGGAGGAGGACUUUGCGGAUGAGUUUGAGGUUGGGGUUGGGGGUGGCGAGGAUGUGGGGAGGGGUGGAGGAGGUGAUGAGGAGAGCCCAAGGCGGCAGCCGGGGAAGAGACCGAGGAGCGAUACCACGAAUUCAGGGGAUACGUCGAGCUCUUAUCGGUCAAGGGGAGACUUAUUCCCUAGUGAUGGCGAGGGGGAUGAGGAUGCAGUGCCACUGGAUGACGAAUUCACGGUGGCCCUGGAACGAGUCGACGAUCGGGGCAGCACAAAAACCCGCAGCAGCAAGGGGAAACGGCCGGCCGAUAGGGAUAGGGACAGGGACAGGGACAGGGGCUUAUCAAGGACAGUUUCUCGAACUACGCUAUCGUCGACAAAUACACCGGAUGAAAGCAAGUGGGAUAGCAACCCGGUAUCUCCUGUCCAGGAAGUGGAACCCGUGGAACGAGUGCCCUCGCUAGAAGAUCUCCGGCGGGAAGAGGAACAAGCCGCGAAGGAAGAAUAUGAAGAGAUCGAGAGGAGGCGGAGGGCCGCUGCGCAAUUGGCCAUGCAGAAAGGGCUAGGCAAAGAGGAUGCCGAAACUCGGAAUAAGUUCGAUGAGGCGGCGGACGACACACCAAAUAAUCAACCUCGACAUACCCCAGCAGAGGACCUCGCCCCGAAUGGACGCCGAGACACGAUGGAGGAUGAUGAGCUCGAAAAAUUCAAAUUUAAAGCACCACAAACAGCCAUCCGGGAACCCAGCCCCAUACCAACGAAGGAGGCUAACGCCAAGUUACAAAGCGAAAACACCUUUGUACCGGCACGGUUGCCUCAUUUUGGUUGA
This is a messenger RNA of Chaetomium globosum CBS 148.51, 1113 nucleotides long. RefSeq lists its product as uncharacterized. Bases 1 to 1113 code for a protein of 370 amino acids. NCBI's taxonomy places the organism in Eukaryota, Fungi, Ascomycota, Sordariomycetes, Sordariales, Chaetomiaceae. The record is from RefSeq and is a predicted model, not a curated record. The transcript has 2 exons.